AUGUACCUGCUCACCAUGUUUGGAAACCUGAUCAUCAUCCUGGCCAUCAUCUCAGACCCCCACCUCCACACCCCAAUGUAUUUCUUCCUCUCCAACUUGUCCUUUGUGGACAUCUGUUUCACCUCCACCACUAUCCCAAAGAUGCUGGUGAAUAUACAGACACAGAACAAAGACAUAACCUACACAGGCUGCAUCACCCAAAUGUACUUUUUCAUACACUUUGUUGGAUUGGACAGCUUCCUGCUGACUGUGAUGGCCUACGACCGGUUAGUGGCCAUUUGUUACCCCCUGCACUACAUGGUCAUCAUGAACCCCCAGCUCUGUGUGUUGCUGGUUCUGGUGUCCUGGAUCAUGAUCGUCUCUUUAUUUUAUUGCACAAGCCUAGGUGUGUACCUUAGUUCUGCUGCUACACACAACUCAUACUCAAGUGCAACAGCCUCAGUGAUGUACACUGUGGUCACACCCAUGCUGAACCCCUUCAUCUACAGUCUGAGGAAUAAAGACAUAAAAAGGACACUGAAGGAUUUUUUGGGACAGAUACUAGGAAAGAGCCAGUUGUCCUGUGGCUAA
Messenger RNA from Cynocephalus volans (Philippine flying lemur), 570 nucleotides. Its product is annotated as olfactory receptor 7A17-like. Lineage: Eukaryota; Metazoa; Chordata; Mammalia; Dermoptera; Cynocephalidae. Gene Ontology annotation, cellular component: plasma membrane. Gene Ontology annotation, biological process: G protein-coupled receptor signaling pathway. The record is from RefSeq and is a predicted model, not a curated record. Gene Ontology annotation, molecular function: olfactory receptor activity; G protein-coupled receptor activity. The transcript is spliced from 2 exons. The coding region runs from base 1 to 570 and encodes 189 amino acids.